Momordica charantia (bitter melon) is the source of this 3273-nucleotide messenger RNA. RefSeq names its product putative protein FAR1-RELATED SEQUENCE 10. Lineage: Eukaryota; Viridiplantae; Streptophyta; Magnoliopsida; Cucurbitales; Cucurbitaceae. Gene Ontology annotation, molecular function: zinc ion binding. The record is from RefSeq and is a predicted model, not a curated record. Gene Ontology annotation, biological process: regulation of DNA-templated transcription.
UCCACCUAAAUAAAUAUGUUGGGAGGGAUAAAAUUACAGUGAAUCUAAACGUAACUAAAGAAUUAGUAUCAUGUCUUAUAAUUUCCCUCCAAAUUUGAAUUGCGGUAAAAAAGAAGAAGAAAAAAAGAAAGAGCCGCAUGAACUUCAGUAAAGUGCAGAACAUUUGUUACAGGCCCAACAAAUGAAGAAGCCCAAAACUUCAAAGUUGGGUUUGGCGAACGCUUCUACUGUUCGGUGAAAUCGUCUGGACGAGCAGAGGAAAAACACAGGACUGGAGAAAGAGGAACACUACAAAUUACACUAGCCAGCCGAGGUGAUUUGAAGUGAACUGAAGAGGAAUGAGGGAUUCAGAUUGAGGGGUUUAAUCACGGAACUCCUUCUAUGGUACGUAUAUUAUUCUGGGUUUCUAGAUUUGAACUCAAUUCAGCUCCAAACCCACUAAAUCAUGCUUCUAUUUUCCUUCGACUGGAAUUCUUGUCACCUCUGCAAAUGAGGGUCAUCAAUAGAUUUAAGCUUUCUGCUGCAGAUUCCACCUUAGAUUCUGGAAUUUUGAUGUGUAAUUACAAAUAUUAGCCACUGUUUGCCAAUGACAUCCAUACCGUCGAAAAACGUAUGGAUUCGACGGCAGCAAUGCCCUUGCGGGGAUUGGAAAUGCUAUAUCUCAUACGAAGGAGAGGGCGAGGAAACUUCUGUUGCAGCCCAGUUAGUGACGUCCGAAAGGGUGUGUUCUGAAGCCAUGGUCGCCCCUUAUGUGGGGAUGGUGUUUAAGAGCGACAAUGAUGCGUUUGAGUAUUAUGGGAAUUUCGCUAGAAAGAAUGGGUUUUCCAUUAGGAAAGAGCGAUCGAGACUAAGCCCACAAUUGGGCGUUUAUAAACGAGACUUUGUUUGCUACCGUUCUGGAUUUGCACCUGCUAAGAAAAAACCCAUUGGGGAGCAUCAUAGAGAUAGAAAAUCGGUGCGGUGUGGAUGUGAUGCUAAGAUGUAUUUGUCAAAGGAAGUCAGCGAAGGAGUUGCACAGUGGUUUGUAGUGCAAUUCAGCAAUGUACAUAACCAUGAACUUCUGGAAGACGACCAAGUUCGCCUCCUUCCUGCGUAUCGCAAAAUUCACGAGGCCGACCAAGAGCGCAUACUUCUGCUUUCCAAAGCUGGGUUCCCCAUUCAUCGUAUAGUGAAGGUAUUGGAAUUGGAAAAGGGGAUUCAUGGAGGUCAAUUGCCUUUUUUGGAGAGAGAUGUCAGAAACUUUGUUCAGAAUCGUAAGAAGAUCGUUCAAGAACACGAUGCAUUACUAAAUGAAAAACGAGAGAUUGAUACAAUGGAGCUUCUGGAGGCUUGCAAAGCCACUAAGGAAUCGGAUGAAGAGUUUGUUUAUGACUUUACGGUUGAUGCAAACGAUAAGGUUGAACAUGUUGCUUGGUCAUAUGGUGACUCUGUUAAUACCUAUGACAUGUUUGGGGAUGUAGUCUAUUUUGACACUACUUAUUCUUCAAUCACAUAUGGGUUACUAUUGGGAAUGUGGCUUGGCAUUGAUAACCAUGGUAGAACUAUUUUCUUUGGUUGUGUUUUGUUGCAAGAUGAAACGCCUCGUUCAUUUGCCUGGGCUUUGCAGACCUUUAUUCGAUUCAUGAGAGGAAGAUUCCCACAGACGAUUUUGACUGAUCUUGAUCCAGGGCUUAGGGAUGCAAUAAGAAGUGAAUUACCUGGCACUAAGCACAUAGUUUCUAGAUGGAAUAUUUUGUCAAAGGUAUCUAGUUGGUUCUCUCUUCAUCUUGGAUCUCGUUAUGCAGAGUUCAAAUCCGAAUUUGAUAUGCUGUAUUCUGUGGAGAAUACAGAGGAUUUUGAAAUUCGAUGGGAUCAAAUGGUAUCGAUGUUUGGCCUUGUUUCGGACAAGCACAUUGAUUUGUUAUUCACUUUUCGGGAAUAUUGGGUACCGUCCUUCAUAAGAGGCUGUCUUUUAGCUCGAAUGGCAACAUCAGCCUAUUUCAAGUCUAUCGGGACAUUCUUGAAAGGAGUUUUUAAUGCACAGACAUGUUUGCGUAGCUUUUUCGAGCAGGUUGGUAUCUCAGCCAACUUCCAAAGCCACGAACAUCAGGGGAUGCAGUAUUUGCAAGUUAAGACAAAUAUACCUAUCGAAGAACACGCACGAAGCAUCCUCACUCCUUUUGCCUUCAAUACUUUGCAGCAUGAAUUAGUGUUGGCAAUGCAGUAUGCUGCAUCUGAAAUGUCCGACGGAUCGUAUCUUGUACGCCACUUCAAGAAGAUGGAUGGAGAGCGUCUGGUGAUGUGGAUUGCAGACGGUGAACAGAUUCACUGCUCUUGUAAGGAAUUUGAAUCCUCGGGCUUGCUAUGCAGACAUGCUUUACGCAUAUUCAUUAUCAAGAAUUACUUUCAGCUUCCUGAUAAAUAUUAUUUAGGUAGAUGGAGGCAGGAAAGCUCUCUAGGCUUAAGUGAUGGUCAUGGUAUCCAGAGUAACAACGGAGAUUGGUUUCAUGAAUAUCAGCGCCUUACUGAGGCUCUUUUUGCAGAAUCUUCCAUCACCAAGGAACGUUGCGAGCAUGUUCGUAGCGAACUAAUGAAAGAGAUCACGAGGAUUCUCAACGAGAUUAGGAGAAUGCCUGAGAAUGAUGGGACUGCAGCUAUGGAUUUGACAGAUUCUCCAAAUGGUUAAUGCUUCUAUAAAGGGAUUGCUACAAAUUCAAUACUCUCCCCAACUGAUUGUCUUAUCUGACUUCCAUCCUCAGUCAGUUGUCUGAAUCAAUCCCUCAUAUCGAGAUAUGCAUUCAGAUUUGCAGAAGUAAGACGGUGAUGGAUGAACGAUGUUGUAUUCUCUUCUGCAUUCUAAGAGUUGGGGUAGUAAAAGAAGAGAACUACAUGCUUGGAGUUGAGUCAAGAAUAUUUACGAGAUGCAAAAUCAUCCUUUGACUUUGAGGUCACGAGCAUCUGAACAAUCAAGUUCUGUAUGAUCAUUUCUCCUAAUGACUUAAAUAGACCUACACUGACCCACCUCUACAGCUUUAUAGAACUUGUACUGAAUGUUUUGUUCAUAGUUAGAUGAAUGGGGCAGCAUUCUUUCUUGAAUUCUGUAUGCAUAAAGCGAGUGUUAGAGUGUUCUAAGCUUUUUAGUGAUUAUUUUGGGAAAAUUUUGCUUUUAAUUGUCAAAGGAGACACCAAAUAGUCAUUCAGUGGUUGAACCAGGGCUUGGAAUCUUCCCUUUUUUCAAUUACAAUAAUGGGAUUUCUUCCACCUGUUCCCUGGAAUCCCGCCCUGUAUUCCUUA